AUGGACUUGGAGGUCAGUGAACCAAUAGACUUUGGUUCUGGAGAUCAUCAACAUCUGGCUCGGAAAACAGCAGAUAAAAGCACCCAGUCUAAAUCUGAUCAGCCCAACACAUCAUCUGCAUCUGGGCCACAAGAAACUCGAAGAGAUGCACCCUUAACGGCUGCUGAGAAACUGAAUGCCUAUGUGGUACAAAUUACAGAUGACAGCACCCCAGAUGAAAGCCGUACUAAUUCAUCCUCUCCAUUCUCAGAUGCAUCUGUCCGCAGAGAUUUCAUUACAAAAGUGUUCCUCAUCCUGUCGGUUCAGUUGUUGGUCACUGCAGCAAUAAUUAGCAUGUUUGUUUUUUGGCAGGUCCGUGGUGACUUCCCUGUUGGGAGGAAUGCCUUCCUCCCGAGGCUGGAGAAGACUGGCUGUCUGCUGCCCACGGUGGAGCAUUUCCUCAACUGCCAGGACAUCGAGGAGCCUUUCUCAGCUGCGGUGGAAACCCUGCUUAUUGCCGGGGCCAGCAUGUGCACUGUCCCAGAUCCUGCACUGACGGAGCGCGGACCCCACUCAGGAGGGGCAGGGGCUUCAGCCAGACAGAGCGACACCAGGAGUCCCGAAGCAGAGGCCGUGUGGGAUUUUACCUUGCUAAAUGGAAUGCUGUUCGUUUUGGCCUUCGUGCUUUUAGUCUAUGGAAUUAUCUUAAUCUUCAUACGAGCAUAUAGGGCGAAGAAAAGAAGGGACAACGGUCGUGCCAAAAAGGGCCGUGGCCACAUGUAGCCUAUUCGCUGCACGAACUGCCGAUGCGUGCCUACGGACAAAGCUGUAAACAAGUUCGUCAUUCGGAACUUAGUGGAGGCCGUAGCUGUCAGGGACUUUUCUGAAGCGAGUGUCUUCGACGCCUAUGUGCUUCCCAAGCUGUAUGUGAAGCUACAUUACUGUGUGAGUUGUGCCGUUCACAGCGAAGUCGUCAGGAAUUGUUCUUGGGAAUCCCGCAAGGACUGAACACCCCCACCCUGAUUUAGACCUGCGGGUGCUGCCCCAAGACCUCCACCAAAGCCCACAAUGUGGUAUGUGCAUCGACAAGCCCUUGUGAUAGGCCUGGAGUUACAGGGGUACCUGGUGAUGGAUGUGCAGCUCAUGAUGGGAGGGCGCCAUCGUUACUCCCUGGACCCUGAAGAGUAUGUUUUUGCUGCCCUGAACAUCUACUUGGACAUCAUCAACCUCUUCCUCUUUAUUUUGCAGCUGAUGGGACUGUGGCGGUAA
Molecule: messenger RNA, 1248 nt
Organism: Propithecus coquereli (Coquerel's sifaka)
Lineage: Eukaryota; Metazoa; Chordata; Mammalia; Primates; Indriidae
Biological process (GO): translation
Cellular component (GO): cytosolic small ribosomal subunit; ribosome
Molecular function (GO): structural constituent of ribosome; mRNA binding
Source: RefSeq, a predicted model, not a curated record